AUUGCUUUAAUGCCAGCUGGAUUGCUGGAUACCUUACAUCGACAGAUACGUGAAAUCAAACGUCAAAGUCCGUUUGCAAUUUUAGACAAAACAUUUCCAAAUCCUUAGUGAACCAAUACCUACAGAAUCAGUUAAUAUGGUGGUAUAUUCGGCACAUCAGCACCAUGAACGUCUUGGCGAACACGAUGAAGACAGGCCGAUGCCGGUAUUUGCCGACACUAGCAAGCUUCCAGUGGUGGAAAGUCUUGAGGCUAUGCGUGCCCUAAGCCGAAGCAACUUGCUGGAAGAUAAAAGCGAUUGCAGAUAUGAUCCCAAUAGACAUAUACUGUUGGAUGGAUCUCGUCUCAUCAACGAGAUGAAAUCAUUGGCUGAAAUCCAGGAAGAGUUGAAAACGAUGUGUACUUGUGACGGACAAGAUCAGGAAGUUGACGAAAUGGCCGCCGCUGCCCAAAAAGAACCCUCGAUGUCAGUGUACGAUCCCGAAGUUCUCAACACCACUAUGGCACCCAGAAUCAACAGUUUUAUGGUAAGAAGACGUCUGCUGUGGAGUUCAUUUCUCAGAGAUCUCGAAACAUAUGAAAGGAAUGAACUGGUGGAGUAUGAAGAAAAAAUUCGAAAGUUCCAUGAAUCAAGAAGGCAACGCAUGCUUGGAGGUCAGGGAAAUGACUGUGUUGAAGAAAGUCGUAGACCAUGCAGUCCCUAGUUUCCUUUUAUGGAUGUAACUAUUAUGCUAAUCUUGAUCUAUCAACAAGAUUGUACGUUCGUAUAUAGGCUAGUGAUUUAGUAACUGGGAAUUGAUGAAAAUACACAAUUGUUUGAUAUUACAG
Molecule: messenger RNA, 827 nt
Organism: Acanthoscelides obtectus
Lineage: Eukaryota; Metazoa; Arthropoda; Insecta; Coleoptera; Chrysomelidae
Source: the annotation of a GenBank genome assembly